Lathyrus oleraceus (garden pea) is the source of this 3063-nucleotide messenger RNA. RefSeq lists its product as uncharacterized. The record is from RefSeq and is a predicted model, not a curated record. Gene Ontology annotation, biological process: proteolysis. The transcript has 16 exons. Lineage: Eukaryota; Viridiplantae; Streptophyta; Magnoliopsida; Fabales; Fabaceae. Gene Ontology annotation, molecular function: cysteine-type peptidase activity. Bases 1079 to 2992 code for a protein of 637 amino acids.
UUAAAAAUAACUUAUGAUUCACUACGCCAAAAACUGGAAUAGACAGCGCACCUUAGAGGGCGCUUUAUUACAAAAGCGCACUCUAAAGUGAAGAGAAAAAAUAAGGAGCGAACAACUGGAAUAGACAGCGCACUUUAGAGGGCGCUUUUGUAACAAAGCGCCCUCUAAAGUGAAGCGAAAAAAUAAUGAGGAAAUGGAGGGACACCAAUAGAGGGCGCGUUUAUGAAAACGCCCUCUAAGGGUACCCUUAGAGGGCGCUUUUAAAAAAACGCUCUCUAAGUCCAUGUACAUUUCCACUUUAUAAGGCGUUUUUGGAAAGUCUUAGAGAGCGCUUUUAGAAGCGCCCUCUUAGGCCCCCUUUAGAGGGCGCUUUUUUUACACAAGCGCCCUCUAAGGUCCCCUUUAGUAAACAUUAAAAUUAUAACAUAUACUGCAUGUCUCUUUAUUUUCCCUCGCUAUAUGCUAUUUCGUUUACGUAACUGGGUUUUCUCUCUACUGCGAUUACUCUCUACUGCGAUUACUCUCGUCCUCCGUUCGUUCUCCCUCCCUCACCGUCGUCGUCGCCGUCGCCUUUUUCUGCUGCUGCGUUCACGUUCACUGAGUUAUCUGCGUCCACCGUCGCUGUUCACUUUCUUCUCCAUCGUUACCGUCACCUUGAAGUAACCAAGACGAUACCCAUGACGCGAGUGGAUCACGUAACAAUGUUGAAAAUGAAAUCAAACGAGGAUUGACUGUUAUGAAGUCAAUCAUUCGUGCAAGAGACAAGGGUGAAAAAUUCGAAGUACAUUGGAGUGCUGAAGACCAACUAAUUGAGCCUAACGGUUCAAUGUUGGCAAGUUACAUUGGUUUCCUUGUUUGACAACAUAUUCCGAUUACAUGUGAUAAUUGGAGAAGUCCGGAAUUGAAGGUUGACAAAGAAAAAAUAUGGUCCGAGAUACAGAGAUCCUUUCACAUCGAUGAAAGCCGGCAAAAAUAUUGUAUUCAAUUGGCCGGAAAAAGACUCCGAGGAUUUCGAUCCUUUUUGUCCAACAAAUUUCUCAAGGAUGAGGAAGGAAAAUUUGUUGAAGCAGAACGGCCAAUGAAGUAUGCGGAGAUUAUUUCAGCCGAAGAAUGGGAUAACUUUGUUGCCAAACGAAGAAACGAAAAAUUCAAUGAAGUAAGUGACAAAAAUCGGAAAAGGGCAUCAAAACCCGCGUAUCCGUACAAAAAAGGGCGUACGGGAUAUGCACGGUUACAACAAAGAAUUCUAGCCGAGGAGAAAAGUGACGCAACAUCUCUUCCGGAGCACGUAUUGUGGAAGGCUGCUCGGGUUGGGAAGGAUGGGGCUGUCGUUGAAGCGGUUCAAAAUGUUUAUGACGAAUGUGAGACUUUAUCCCAAACCUUACCUUCAACCGAGGUCCAGGAUUGCAGGAGCCUACUUAGUCGAGUACUAAAUGUUCCUGAGUAUUUCGGUCGUGUGAGAGGUAAGGGUUUUAGUGUGACUCCGUCGUCAUUUUAUAAAAAACCAAAAACAAAAAAUCCUACCAACAAAGAGGUGAUGGAGACCUUGGCGGAGUUAAGGGCACAAGUACUCGAACUGCAAAAGGAGAAUGCAAGGUAUAGAGAGGAAAUGCGCGGUUCCGAGGCAAAAGAUACUAGUGUCCGAGCUAGUAUCAAUUGUCAACCGAAAUUUCCCGAGGGCAUUACACCUUGUCAGCUGUAUCUAUCGUCACCAACUUAUCGCAUAGUUGGCAAGGGAAAAGUGCACAACACUUCGGGUGAAUUACUUCACCAUAAUCCCCUCCCGGUGGGAUAUAUGAAAGUUUCGGUUGACCUUGUAUUAGAUACGGACGCGCUUCUACCAUUACCUGACAUUGUUUCAGAGACAACGUUGAUGCGAGAUGCAGUCGGAUCCUUUGUUGGAUGGCCGUCAGAUCUAAUUUUCCCAGAUGCCGAGACUCCUACAAGACCCACACAUAAAGCUGGUAAAGGGAUUUUAAGACGCAUCGAGUCGGUUGCAUCUCAAAAAGAGGUUCCCGGUCGAAUGUUGAAAAAAGCUGGUAAGGAUAUUCCAACGAAGUCCGGGACAAAAACAAAUCCUAAAUCUCAAAAAGAGGUUCCCGGUCGAAUGUUGAAAAAAGCUGGUAAGGAUAUUCCAACGAAGUCCGGGACAAAAACAAAUUCUAAAUCUCAAAAAGAGGUUCCUGGUCAAAUGUUGGACAAAGCUAGUAAGGAAAUUCCAACGACGUCCGAGACAAAAUCUCAAAUUAUGAUGCGUCUUGAGAAAAUGGUGGAAGAGUCAGAUAUUAUGCACGGCGCCAUCCGUAGUGUAGAUAUGGAUGAAGGUGUUUUCGGAAUUGCUCAUUCCGAAUUAAUUGCAAAGGAGGACAUGCAACAACUUUUUGAACACGAAGAAUUGGACAUCGCUGUCAUUCAUACAUACAUAAGGUAUAUGUAUGACACAUUGAUGCGGGGAACUGAAUUUUGUAACCGAUUCAAUUUUAUUGCUGCUUCCCGUAUCAACACAACGUUUAUAACGAAAAAUCCAACAUCCGUAAUGAAUGAACUAGUCGAUAGAUUCAUGGUGGCCGUCGAUAAUACUACACCCAGUUUGUAUUUUUUACCGUUUAAUUCUGGCAACGGUGGUCACUGGGUGUUGGUUGCUAUGGAUCUUUCGAGACUAAUGGUGUAUUAUCUCGAUUCGUUACCGGGUAAUUGGAGUAAAUAUCCGAGUAUGAAGAAGACGGUUGACGCGGCAAUACUAAAAUUUAGAUCGAAAAAGAAUUAUCGUAAUAGGAAGGACAUUACCUGUGUCAGAGUUCAGUGUCCUCAGCAAAACAAUUCGAUCGAUUGCGGAUUUUUUGUAUUGAGAUUUAUGAGAAAUAUCAUUGCGUUGAAUCGUAUAGACAUCCCAAAAAUGUACUUUGACGAAUACAAAUCUUACUCAAGAGCUCAUUUGGAUGAAAUGAAGGAUGAAUUGUGUCAAUUCAUUAUUGAUCAUAGAAUCAUAUAGGUUGUAGUUGUUGUACAUAUAUGUAUGGAAUGUUGUUGUACAUGCAUGAAUAUCAAUAUAUUAAUGUUGUA